Cervus elaphus (red deer) is the source of this 1555-nucleotide messenger RNA. It is a transcript of the gene COQ5, whose product is annotated as coenzyme Q5, methyltransferase. Gene Ontology annotation, molecular function: methyltransferase activity. The transcript has 7 exons. The coding region runs from base 3 to 1040 and encodes 345 amino acids. The record is from RefSeq and is a predicted model, not a curated record. Lineage: Eukaryota; Metazoa; Chordata; Mammalia; Artiodactyla; Cervidae. Gene Ontology annotation, biological process: ubiquinone biosynthetic process.
CGAUGCAACGCUACGUCCUGUCUGACAGCGGUCACCCGACUGUCAAGAUGGCAGCCCUCGGGAGCUGGGCUCUAUGGAGCUCCUGCAGCCGUGGGUGGUCGCGGGCAGUGUCGGGCUGCAGGCUCCCUGGGCUUCGUAGCUCCUCGCCCAGGGGCCCCCUGGGUGCACGGCUCUUGUCCCAAGAGAAGGAGGCAACCGAAACGCACUUCGGGUUUGAGACUGUGUCGGAAGAGGAGAAGGGAGGCAAAGGUGAAAGGGUCUAUCAGGUGUUUGAAAGUGUGGCCAAGAAGUAUGAUGUGAUGAAUGAUAUGAUGAGUCUUGGUAUCCAUCGAGUUUGGAAGGAUUUGCUGCUCUGGAAGAUGCGCCCGUUUCCUGGGACCCAGCUGCUGGAUGUUGCUGGAGGCACAGGUGACAUUGCAUUCCGGUUCCUUAAUUAUGUUCAGGCGCAGCAUCAGAGAAAGCAGAAGAAGCAGUUAAGGGCCCAACAAAAUUUAUCCUGGGAAGAAAUUGCCAGAAAGUACCAGAAUGAAGAGGAUUCCUUGGGCGGUUCUCGUGUCAUGGUCUGUGACAUCAACAAGGAGAUGCUAAAGAUUGGAAAACAGAAAGCCCGUGCCCAAGGAUACAAAGCUGGACUUGCCUGGAUAUUGGGAGAUGCAGAAGAACUGCCCUUCGACGAUGACAAGUUUGAUGUUUACACCAUUGCCUUCGGGAUCCGGAACGUCACACACAUUGAUCAGGCACUACAGGAAGCCCAUCGGGUCCUGAAACCAGGAGGAAGGUUUCUCUGUCUGGAGUUCAGCCAAGUAAACAAUCCCCUUGUAUCCAGGCUCUAUGAUGUAUAUAGCUUCCAGGUCAUUCCUGUCCUGGGAGAAGUCAUUGCAGGAGAUUGGAAGUCCUACCAAUACCUUGUAGAGAGUAUCCGACAGUUCCCAUCUCAGGAGGAAUUCAAGGAGAUGAUAGAAGAUGCAGGUUUUCAGAAGGUGACUUAUGAAAAUCUCACAUCAGGCAUUGUAGCCAUUCAUUCUGGUUUCAAACUGUAACUCCUUUAAGAUUCUGAAGCGUGAACCAGUCACAUCCUGUCAGAAGUCUGGAGCUGGAGGAUAAUCUGGUUAGUGUGACCAGCAGCAGAACAUCUCUGCGUAAGGCUGUGUGCCUUGGACCCAUGUUCUGAUCUGACCAAUCUCGAAGUGAAAGAAACAAGUUCCUGUCACUUGACUGCAGCUUUCCUUAGGGGCUGCUUCAGGCCUUCUCCCAGAGUUAUUUGUCUGUACUUUUGCUAAAGUCCUAUUUUCUCUUGGCUGUGCAGUAUGUGGUUAAGGUAAAACCAGCACUGAAACUCAAUUUUGAAGUGUAUUUGUAGUUUCUCUGCCAGUGCUGCCUUCCAGAGGGAUAAUGAAUUAUUUGAAUUCAAUGAUUAUUUGAACCAGAAAACUUGCUAGCUAUACCUUUCAGCCUAGGACUAAGUCUGGGGCCAAAAGCCAAGGCCCAAAGUAUAGGGCUAAGGAUCACAACUAGAACUGUGCAGUUGAAACACUAAAUGAGUUUACAAUUUUCA